CCUUUCUUUCCCAGACGCGGAGUGGUUUCCCGGUUACACACACACCGCCCGGAAGGGGAAAAGAAGCGAGAGGGAGGUGUCGAAGGGCGGGGGUGGUUUGGGUUGCCGGUGUUGUUGUUGUUGCUGCGGUGGUUGUUUGUAGGCGCCGCCGACGCCAUGAACGGCGCGGCGAACCCGCUGCUCGACAAGGAGGAGCAUCCGCUGCAGCUGGGCGAGAGUUUCGAGCGGCACCCCAAGGCCUCCUUCCACACCAUCCGCUAUGAUUUUAAACCAGCAUCUAUAGACACAUCUUGCGAAGGGGAGCUUCAAGUCGGCAAAGGAGAUGAAGUCACAAUUACAUUACCACACAUCCCAGGUUCUACUCCUCCAAUGACUGUGUUCAAAGGAAAUAAGAGGCCAUACCAAAAGGACUGUGUACUUAUCAUCAAUCAUGAUACUGGGGAAUACGUGCUUGAAAAGCUAAGUAGCAGCAUUCAAGUCAAGAAAACAAGAGCUGAAGGCAGCAGCAAAAUCCAGGCCCGAAUAGAACAGCAAUCUGCCCGAGGCUCACAACCUUCUUCCACCCAGUUCAGAGCUUCUACAAAGUCAGCAGCUGGUCCCAAAACCUCCCCAUUGAAAGACAAUCCUUCACCAGAGCCUCAGCUGGAUGAUAUUAAGAGAGAGUUAAGAGCUGAGGUUGAAAUUAUUGAACAGAUGAGUAGCAGUAGCGGAAGCAGCUCAUCAGAUUCAGAGAGCUCUUCUGGGAGUGAUGAUGAAACUUCCAGCAGUGAUGGCAAUGACGCUGCUCACCCUUCCCCUUCUCAACAGUAUAACAACAAGACCUCUGUUGCUAACGGUACUAGCAGGCAACAAGGAAGCAAUCAGCUCAUGAACACGCUCAGAAAUGACUUGCAGUUGAGUGAAUCUGGAAGCGACAGUGAUGAUUAGUAUGAGGCUUCUCCAUUGGUUUUCUAUUGCAAAUAUAUGAAGAUGUGAAUUUCCUGAGCAAUAAGAAUGAUGCUGCUGUAGAAGCUGGCUUGGGACAUAGGUGUACAAGAGCAAAUUUAACAAAUAUGUGACAUUUGGAGGUGGGGGCAACAAAUAUUCCUGAAGCAAGGUUUACAGUCUGUUUACUUGGUGUAUAAAUUGUUUAUGUUGUGUAUAUUCUUUUCAAAGUUUUUAAACUGAUGUGAACAUACUAAUCUAAUUCUGUAAUCUGUGUUCUUAUGUGCUGAUACUGUAUAAUCAUGAUGUGCUCUAAUACGAUUCUUGCUUUUAGGAAAGCCCCAGUGUUCCAAUAAGGUAAAGCAAAAGUUGUCUGUGGGGUAGAUGUAAAUCAGGUUUACCAUUUAAAAACCAAAUAGGAAAUGGAGUGCAAAUCUGAAACUUUGGCAUUAUGCUAAGAUGUGCAAUUGCCUCUGGCUUUGUUAACCUUAUGGCAGACAUCAACUGCCACUUGCCUGUCACCUGUAAUGAAUACGUAUUGCGUGCAGGCAAAUUUUUUUUAAAAAAAACAGGAAGAGAGAUGCCUUUUCCUCUUUCAGGCUCACAGUAUGCUACAAGUGAUUGGUAGAGGUAUGUAUGAGCAGGGAGGUUAGCGGAACUAUUCAUAGGCUAAUAAUAUUUGUGGACUCGUAAGAUUUUAUUAUUAUUAUUAUUGAAAGUUCAUACACUGAUAACGUUCUUGUGAUGGUUCAAAUAAAAGGCAUAAAAUGUCUUUUAUUCCAUGUAAGAAAUUCAGUGUACCCCGCAUGCACCCCAUCACCUAUGGAGGCAUAUAGAUCUGCUGCCUAUAUACACUGUCAAAACCUAUACCACUCAAUACUAGGGAUGGAGGAAUGUUUUAAAUGGAUUUUGAUAGUUCCAACCCAAUCAUGUUUUGCUCACCUCAGACUGCCUCUUCCAUCGAGUGCCCACUGGUAUCUGAGCCAUGUCUGUACCAUCGGGUGCUUUUUUAAAAAAAAAGGCUGACAAAUUAUAUGCAAAAAAUACGUAUAUCAAAGUAUAUGUAUAAAAGAGUCUAGCUCCAUACUGUACUAUAAAUCUGCAGUAGAAUAUUAUAUAUUAAAAAUAUGUAUUUUGUAUA
Rhineura floridana is the source of this 2065-nucleotide messenger RNA. It is a transcript of the gene EAF1, whose product is annotated as ELL associated factor 1. The coding region runs from base 157 to 927 and encodes 256 amino acids. The record is from RefSeq and is a predicted model, not a curated record. The transcript is spliced from 6 exons. Lineage: Eukaryota; Metazoa; Chordata; Lepidosauria; Squamata; Rhineuridae. Gene Ontology annotation, molecular function: transcription elongation factor activity. Gene Ontology annotation, biological process: positive regulation of DNA-templated transcription; regulation of transcription elongation by RNA polymerase II. Gene Ontology annotation, cellular component: super elongation complex.